Pipistrellus nathusii (Nathusius's pipistrelle) is the source of this 1965-nucleotide messenger RNA. Lineage: Eukaryota; Metazoa; Chordata; Mammalia; Chiroptera; Vespertilionidae. The record is from the annotation of a GenBank genome assembly.
AUGCAGGCCAACGGGGCAGGAGGAGGAGGAGGCGGCGGCGGCGGCGGCGGCGGGGGCCCGGGACCGCAGACCCAGGAGCUCGCCUGCCUGGCGGCCCAGAACGGGGAGUCGUCGUCGUCGUCCCCGUCGCCGUCGCCGUCGUCGUCGUCCGCGGGGGACCUGGCCCACGCCAACGGGCUGCUGCCCGCCGCCCCGGCCGCCGCCGCCGCCGCCAACAAUAGCCCCAGCCUGAGCGUCAAUAACGGGGUCCCCGGCGGGGCCGCCGCCGCCGCCGCCGCCGCCGCCGCGGCCCUGGCCACCCCGGACCUGGGCAGCAGCCUCAAGAAGAAGAAGCGGCUGUCCCAGUCGGACGAGGACGUCAUCAGGCUCAUAGGACAGCACCUGAAUGGCUUAGGGCUCAACCAGACUGUUGAUCUCCUCAUGCAAGAGUCAGGAUGUCGUUUAGAACAUCCUUCUGCCACCAAAUUCCGAAAUCAUGUCAUGGAAGGAGACUGGGAUAAGGCAGAAAAUGACCUGAAUGAACUAAAGCCUUUAGUGCAUUCUCCUCAUGCUAUUGUGGUAAGAGGCGCACUUGAAAUCUCUCAAACGUUGUUGGGAAUAAUUGUGAGGAUGAAGUUUUUGCUGCUGCAGCAGAAGUACCUGGAAUACCUGGAGGAUGGCAAGGUCCUGGAGGCCCUUCAAGUUCUGCGCUGUGAAUUGACGCCACUGAAAUACAAUACGGAGCGCAUUCAUGUUCUCAGCGGGUAUCUGAUGUGUAGCCACGCGGAAGACCUACGUGCGAAAGCAGAAUGGGAAGGCAAAGGAACAGCUUCCCGAUCCAAACUGUUGGACAAACUUCAAACGUAUUUGCCACCAUCGGUGAUGCUUCCCCCACGGCGUUUACAGACCCUCCUGCGGCAGGCGGUAGAACUACAGAGGGAUCGGUGCCUAUAUCACAAUACCAAACUUGAUAAUAAUCUAGAUUCUGUGUCUCUGCUUAUAGAUCAUGUUUGUAGCAGGAGGCAGUUCCCAUGUUAUACGCAGCAGAUCCUUACGGAGCAUUGUAAUGAAGUGUGGUUCUGUAAAUUCUCUAACGAUGGCACUAAACUAGCAACAGGAUCAAAAGAUACAACAGUCAUCAUAUGGCAAGUUGAUCCGGACACACACCUGUUAAAACUGCUUAAAACGUUAGAAGGACAUGCUUAUGGCGUUUCUUACAUCGCGUGGAGUCCAGAUGACAACUACCUUGUUGCUUGUGGCCCAGAUGACUGCUCUGAGCUUUGGCUCUGGAAUGUACAAACGGGAGAGCUAAGGACAAAAAUGAGCCAGUCACAUGAAGACAGUUUAACAAGUGUGGCGUGGAAUCCAGAUGGGAAACGCUUUGUGACCGGCGGUCAGCGUGGGCAGUUCUAUCAGUGUGACUUAGAUGGUAAUCUCCUUGACUCCUGGGAAGGUGUGAGAGUGCAAUGCCUUUGGUGCUUGAGUGACGGGAAGACUGUUCUAGCAUCAGAUACACACCAGCGAAUUCGAGGAUAUAACUUCGAGGACCUUACAGAUAGGAACAUAGUACAAGAAGAUCAUCCCAUUAUGUCUUUUACUAUUUCAAAGAAUGGCCGAUUAGCUUUGUUAAAUGUAGCAACUCAGGGAGUUCAUUUAUGGGACUUGCAAGACAGAGUUUUAGUAAGAAAGUAUCAAGGUGUUACACAAGGGUUUUAUACAAUUCAUUCAUGUUUUGGAGGCCAUAAUGAAGACUUCAUCGCUAGUGGCAGUGAAGAUCACAAGGUUUACAUCUGGCACAAACGCAGCGAGCUGCCAAUCGCGGAGCUGACAGGGCACACACGCACAGUCAACUGUGUGAGCUGGAACCCACAGAUGCCAUCCAUGAUGGCCAGCGCCUCAGACGAUGGCACUGUUAGAAUAUGGGGACCAGCGCCGUUUCUAGACCACCAGGAUAUUGAAGAGGAAUGCAGUAGCAUGGAUAGUUGA